Molecule: messenger RNA, 914 nt
Organism: Drosophila serrata
Lineage: Eukaryota; Metazoa; Arthropoda; Insecta; Diptera; Drosophilidae
Gene: GILT3
Product: Gamma-interferon-inducible lysosomal thiol reductase 3
Molecular function (GO): oxidoreductase activity, acting on a sulfur group of donors, disulfide as acceptor
Source: RefSeq, a predicted model, not a curated record
GCGUGAUUGUUUAUAUGGAGAGGAGGAGCAUGUGGAAUCAGCAAAUCGAAAAGAGCAGUUGUGUUUGGUUUGCGGAGCUGCCAAGAGCGGGAAGAACGCGGACGAUGAAUAAAAUAUUUGGUAUAGUCUGUGCACUGGGACUGCUGCUCAUAUCUGCAGUGCCCGGAUGGGGACAAUCCAUGGAAAACACCACCGAGGUGACCCCAACGACACCCACUCCGGCAUCAACAACCACAGCAGCAGCUCCUGUGGCACCCAAACUCCUGGUGGCAAUACACUAUGAAGCCCUAUGUCCCGACAGUAUGUACUUCAUCCGACGCCGACUUCAUGAUGCUCUGCUGGAUAACAACUGGUGGCCAAUCACGGAUCUCAAGUUAUAUCCUUUUGGCAAGGCGGGGUUCUACAAUGAUACAUCCUCGGGUGAGAUGCAAGUAUUCUGCCAGCAUGGAGAGAACGAGUGCGAACUGAAUGCCCUUCAUGCCUGCAUCAUUGAGACACAGGAUAUCCAGAAUGCCUUCCGGUUGAUCUAUUGCAUGCUGAGAUCCUACGGAAACCAACUUGACAAGUGCUCCAACCACUUGGGUUUGGAUGUGAGCAAGGCCAGGCAAUGCAAGGACUCGCGCAAGACACCCGAGAUCCUAGCUCCCUAUGGCGAGGAGACCCUGAAACUGGGCCUAUCCUUUGUGCCCAGCAUUGUGUUUGAGAAUGACUUUGAUCCCUAUGCCCAGAGCAGUAUUCGUUACAAUUUCGAGUCGCACUUUUGCAAGCAAUACUUGAAAAAGUUCAAUAUCAAACUGCCCACUUGUACCUAAUUUUAAUACACCAAACAAAUAUAUAUGAUGAGUAAUGUUUUUUAAUGUGCAAAACCUAAUAAAUUAUAAUUACACUCUGCAGUACUGUCUCGAAAGCUGUUU